Cydia strobilella is the source of this 1470-nucleotide messenger RNA. Its product is annotated as dynein regulatory complex protein 10-like. The record is from RefSeq and is a predicted model, not a curated record. The transcript has 10 exons. The coding region runs from base 1 to 1449 and encodes 482 amino acids. Lineage: Eukaryota; Metazoa; Arthropoda; Insecta; Lepidoptera; Tortricidae.
AUGAGUGAAUCAUUGCAAUCCUGCUCUUUAUCCGAAAGUCCAUCUGAGAAUACUGGAACAAGCAGCAUCAGCAGCAGCAAUGCUUCGCGAUCUACCGCGCAAGUAGAACAUGAGAAAGUUGGAGAUUCGUCCCCGAUGGACAUGGAAUGCAACAUCCAAACAGAGCGCAUCACAAAGUGUCUGGACAAGUUGGUGUACCAGACAAAACUAGCGCUCUGCAUUCCUGCCUUGAUGCGCGACAAAAUUUUGGCCGAUAUUUUGACGUCUAGAGAUUUAGACGACGUUGAGUUCAUUAUUUUGCAGUACGACGAUCCUUUUUCGUCUAACAGUUGUAUGAAUAUGAUUGCUAUUGGAGAUAUAGAAGCGGGAGACAUGUCAUUGACGAACCGUGUGAAUCCUGACUUAAGUUACUUGAUGUGUACUCUGUGCAGCUAUCCAGCGUUGAAGCCUCACGUGGAAAGACUUGUAGAAAACAUGAAAAGAGAUACUUUAUGCAGCACAAACCAGAGUUUAAAAUCCUCGCCCGGUUUGAAUCAUCUGCUAAAGUUGGAGGAGUUCCGCGAGCUGAUGGUGCAGAGAAUGAAAACUACGGCGGCAGAAGAGAUCUCAGCGAUGAUAUGCACCAGGAAGCUUGAAAAAAGCAACCACGAGUGUCUUAAGAAAAUCGCAGAGGACAAUAAGUGCCUUCAGGAAGAAAAACUUGAGCUCGAAAAGCAAAUCCGACAUAAAAUGGAAGUAAUAACUGUGCUAAAACAAGAGCUACAAGCCAACCAGCAAAAAUCUUCCAUUGUGAGGAAAAAACAGAUCCUGGAUUCUGAACGUCAAAUGGUACUGGCUACGCGAGCCCACAAGGUCAAGUACCAAAUGCUCAAAGAGGAAGAGGUCGAGAGCCAGGAGCUUUACGGCAGAUCACUCGGUAACAAUAUGACGGCUGAAAAACAACAACGAGAUCGCAGAAGGAAAGUGGAAACGCAGUUGCAGUCGUGGGUGCAGAAAUACGACUUAGAAAUGUCGGCUAAGCAGGAAGAGCUGGACGAGAUCACUCAGCAGUGCGACGACGAGGUUGAGAAAUGCAAGGAAUUGAAGCUCAAGUUAGAGAAACAGAACGAGGAAUUCUUCCCGCUAAUGGAGGAGAAAGAUGGUGAAUACCAUCAAGAGAUGACCGCCAAGUUGGACAACUUCAUCGUCGAGCACGCCGCGAGGGUUAUUCAGUAUGCUUGGCGUACGACGUUAAAAAACCGUGAUGAAAAGAAACAGUUGACAAAGUUAAGGAGAAAAAUGGAAGCGGAGAAAGAAGCGGCGGCUAGGAAAGCAGAAAUAGAAGCCAAGAAGCAAGCGCUGCUAGAGAAGAAGCAAAGAGCAAAAGAGAAGGCUGAAGCUAAAGCAGCAGCUAAAGCUGCCAAACUAGAAGCUAAAACUAACAAAGAUAAAGAAGGACAGGAAGAUUGAGAAGGACAAAAAUAAAUUCAG